AGUGACUACAGUUAUAUAUCUGUUUGAACUAGCUAGUUAGCUAACAAAUGUAAACAUUUCGAAGGCAAUACGUUUCAGUCAAAAAGCAUUCUGCAAUGGAUGUACAUCCUUCCAAGGAAAGUGCGCUUUUGGAGUGGAUAAACAGCUUGCACCUAGGCGAGCCCGUGGAAAGAAUGGCACAACUCCAGGACGGAUGCCUUCUAUUAAAACUUGUUUAUAAACUGAAGGGGGAGGAGCCCAACCAGGCUCCUGUUCACCUGCCUCCAACAGAGAGGCUAUCAAUCGUCUCAGACUUUGUCUUCACUGUAUGCCAGCAGUGUACUCCUUUGUCAUGGGACAACACCUCUACAGGAAAGAAAUUGGAUUUGGAGCUGGCCAAGGUUGUCCUUCUGCUGUGCUACUAUGGAUUUAUUAACAGAGGAAUGGUGCCCAGCAUGGAGUAUAAAACUUGGAUGCAGAUCGUGGCCAUGUUUCGUUAUGUAAAGGAUGGAGCGAACAGCUUGUCUCUGUGCGAUGGGCUGGACAAAAUUCUGACCAUGAGCUCCCUUAUAAACUGCCCCUCCAGCAGUAGCGUCUCAUCUCUCAGUGAUGGCUCACCCAUUUUUACGAGAUCAGGCAGUUCUCCAUGUGUUUCCUUCCUGGAGCUCAGCACUGUGGCCUCUAGCUCUUUUGUUGACUCUCCAAGUCAAGAGAUCAUGAACACACCACAGAUGCAGCUGAGGAGACUUCGCAAGGAGCUUGCAAAUGAGGGUGACCUCAGGGAUGAGCUGGAACGGGAACUGUCAGAGCAUACCAUCGCCUUAUCAGAGAAGGAGGGUCAGCUCUCUCAGCUGCAGCAUAGGCUUCAUUGUUUGCUGAGGGACCGGGAGGAGCUGGAGAAGGACCACAAGGCUACACUAAUGGAGCUGCAGGAGAAGAAUGAAGGACUGCUCAAACGAGUUCAUGAGGUCUUGAAGCAAUGCAAAGACCUGAAAACAGACAAUAGCCAAAAAGAAAAAAGAAUUGAUGAACUAACAGAGGAGAAUGGAACACUUGCUGCACAGGUACGAAGUACCUUUGCCCAGCUUGCAAGUGCUGAGGAAGAGAUAGCUAAAUUAACAGAAAUCCAUGAGUUUUCUCAGGCAGAGUGGGGGAGCAAGAGGGAUGCUUUGCAGAAGGAGCUGAGCCAAGCCCUUGUUGACAGGGAAUGCCUUAGUGAGAAAAUUCAGAUCCUUCAAGGGAAGAUCUCUGUUUUGGAGGAUGAGCUUUCCAAAGUCUCUGUCCAACAACAAGAGAAAGGUGAAGUACUUGGACCCAUAGUGGAGCAGGAGAAGCUGAAGCAGGAUCUGGCAGACCUCACACUAAAGCAUUCCCAACUUGAAGAAAACAUUUCUCGCCUUAAGAGGGAAAAGCUGGACAUUGAGCUAUUGCUGUCAGAAGAGAGGCUUUCUUUUGAAAAGGAAACUUUGCGAAUGGAAAGACAAAUUUCAGAUCUCCAAGAGGCAGUGAACAGCAUACGAGCAGAAAGGGAGGCUCAGGAGGAAGUAUCGAGGGAAAACCAGCAAAUUCUUACUGCCCGAAUUUCAUCUUUAGAAAAUGAUCUGGCUCAUCUCCAACAGCUGGAAGUCCAGCUCACGGCAGAAAUUGCUAUCUCUGCAGAACUCCGAAAGCAGCGAGAGAAACUGGAGGCACAGGUAGCAUCUUUAGAGGACUUGGUCAAUGGGCUACAAAUCAAAUGCCAAGGAAUGGGGUCAGAGAAUGAGGCACAACAAGAGGCUCUCACUGCUGUCAGGGCUGACCUGCGGAUUGCCCAAGUCUCACUUGUGGAAUAUGAAAUGAAGUUGGCAGACCAUCAAAAAGUGGUAGAAGAGAACUCCUCUCUCCAUACCAGAAUUUCUGCACUGGAUGACACCAUUGUCCUUUUUCAAAAUGAAGUUGAGAGAGAGAGAAAAAGAGGUGAGGAAGUUCUUGUUGCAAAGGAUCAGCAUACAGCUCUGUUGGAAGAAAGGUUUCAAGAACAGGAGAAAAAGGCUCAUGAAAUGUUUGCAGAACUGGAGACACUGAGUCAGGAACUCCGUAAAAUGAAGCAACAGAAGCACCAUGCUGAAACAUGUAUGGAGAAGUUUGCCCAGGAAGGAAGAGCGCUAGCAGCCAGUCUCUCAGAGCAGCAAGAGCUUGCCCAGUCACAACUGGAGCUAGUAAAGAAAGCCAAAGAUGAAUCUGAGGAGGAACUUCAACGUAUCAUUACAGAGCAUCAGACCAAGAUAUCGGAGUUGCAUUGUGAGAUUAAGGGAAACAUUGAGUCACUAAUGCAAAGGGAGUGUGAACUGUGUGUCUUGAAAGAAAAAGCAUCUUCCAAGGAUAAAGAACUUGUAGACCAGCAGCAGAAACUAGCCCACCUUCAAUGUGAGGCAGAAAAUCUUCAAAAGCAGUUGGUGGAACAAGAAGGCCAUUCUCAGCAGCUGAGUCAGAUUGUGGUUUCCAAAGACAUGGAAAUUCAACAACUGAAGGCAGAUCUUAAGAUGAAGGAAGGGGAGAUCCAGUCCCUGAAGGCCAGCAUUCAGUCCAUUCAAGCAAAGUCCAGUGAAAUGCACAAUCUUCACCAGAGAGAAGUUGAGGAUCAGAGACUUGUUAUCUCUGAAUUGAAGUUCCAGCUCUCUGAUGCUGAGAGACUUGCCUCUGAAAAAGUCAAAGCUCUGGAUGAUCUUGCCCAGCAUUUGAACAGUUUGAAGGAAGAGCUUUCCAUCGAAAGACAGAAAGCUGCUACUAUGGAGAAUAAUUUUGAGACUUUAAAAGAAGCCCAUGAAGCCCAGCAGCAGUCUUUGAAACUGGAGGUGGCACAACUCCAGCAGGAGAUUAACGGAAAUCUGAAGAACUUGGAAAAGUUUCUGGAGGAGGUAAAAUCUCUCAAACAGGAAUUAGAUUGUCAACAGAACAUUACUCUAGAGAAAGAAAAAGAGGCUUCUAUUUUAGAAGACAAACAUAAAGCUCUGGAAGAAAACUUUACACAGCUUCAGAAUAAACUAACAGAAGCUACAAUACUUGCCAAAGAAAGGCAGUCUGACUUGCUUUUACUUCGUGAAGAUAUGGCGCAACAAGAGAAUUGCAGAGCAAAAGCGCAAGAAAUUGAGGAUAUUCAACGGAAAAAACUUGAAAAAGAGGUGACUGAACUACAAAAUCAGGUUCAAGAUCUUAAAGAUAUUGCAUCCAAGAAAGAAACUCUGCUUUGUUCUCUUAAUGAAAAGAUGAAAGAACAACAAGAAAUGAACCAGAAACUCCUCCAACAGUCUGAAGAAGCUCUCCACAGAGAACUUGAGAAGACUGUGGAGCUAACGGGGAAACUAGAUUCUGCUACACAUCAGGUUGUGGCCAAAAAUGAUGUCCUGAAGUCAAUGCAGGAGAAAAUGAAACAGAUGGCGCUCUUGUGCCAACAGAAAGAGACCUUUGCUAAUGAAGCUUGUCAGGCCAAGGAGACUUUGGAGAGAACAGUUACUGAGCUUUGCACCAAACAGAAGCAAGAGUUGGAUCAGUAUGUGCAAAAACUGGACACCUUGAAGAAUGAGAAGGAGCAUCUCUUCAUAUUGAACCAGUCCCUCCAGAGUGAUCGUCGGAACAUGCAGGCUGAUCUGCUGAAGAUGCAAGAGGAUUACCAGCAAGAAUUAAAGGAGAAGGAGGAGCAUCUCCAGACCCUCCAGAGUAAGUGCCUGAACUUACAAGCAGAAAACCAAGGGCAACAUGAUGCUUUUAAUACUUUAAGGACUGACUUGCAGAAUACUCUUGAUCAGCAUCAGAAAGAGGUGGAGACCUUGCAGAAAGAGAAGGAACAUCUGUCCUUGGAGCACCAUUGCCUUCAGAAUGACUAUCAGAGCUUGCAGGAAAAGAACAAGGAGCAAAAUGAGACACUAAAUCUCCUUAAGGGUGAUCUGCAGAACAACCAAGAGAGAUAUCAGCAAGACCUGGAGACCUUGAUGAAGGAAAAGGAGGAUCUUACUACAGUGAGUCAGUCCUUCCAGAAUGAGUGUCAAAGCUUGCAAGCAAAAAUCAAUGAGCAUCAGGAUACAGUAAGCACACUCAAGGAUGACUUGCAGAACACUCAAACCGAGUUUCAGAAAGAUUUGAGGAUCUUGCAGGAAGAGAGAGAACAUCUAUGUUCAACUAACCAGUCUCUCCAGAGUGAGUGCCAAAGCUUACUGACUGAGAACAAGGAGCAGCAGCAAGCUCUGGAUGCAAUAAAGUUUGACCUGCAGAACACCAAUAAUCAGCAUCAGAAAGAGGUUGAAACCCUGCAGAAGGAGAAGGAGCAUCUCUCAUCAACAUGCCUGUCUCUUCAGAAUGAGUGCCACGGUUUGCAGGAAAAGAACAAGGAACAACAUGAAAUACUGACUACAUUCAAGGUGGACCUGCAGAAUGUACAAGAAGGACACCAGCAAGAGCUAGAGACCUUUCAAAAAGAGAGAGAACAUUUAUUUUCAGUUAAUCAGUCCCUCCAGAAUGAGUUUCAGAGCUUGCAGGCAGAGAGCAAGGGACAACAGGAUGCUUUAACUGCCCUAAAAGCUCACUUGCAGAACACCCAAGAGGGCUACCAACAACAGCUGGAGAUGCUGAAAAAUGAAAAGGGACAUCUCUCUUCAGUUAACCAGUCCCUCCAGAGUGAGUUCCAGAGCUUGCAGACUGAGAAAGAUUCCUGCUGCCUCUCAAUUAGUGCCCUAAAAUCUGAUCUGCAGAACUCUCUGGAUCAGCAUCAGAAAGAGAUUGAGACCUUGCAAAAGGAGAAGGAGCAUCUCACUGCAGUAAAUCAGUCUCUACUUGAAGGUUAUGAGGCAGCGCAGAAGCUUUCAGCAGAGUUAGGCAAAGUGAAAAAAGCAGCACAACAACGAGAAAAAGAGCUUGAAAACCAAGCUGAGGAACUUCAGGUGAAGAUUAAGGAAGUUUUAAUACUAGCCGCUAAAAGAGAGUCUGAUGUAGAAAAUCUUCAACAAGAAAUAAGGCAACAGGAAGCCUUAAGAAUGAGCACCCAAGAGUCUGAAAAGUCUCUAAGAACUCAGCUGGAGACAAAAGUUGCUUAUCUUCAGGUACAGGUGGAAAAAGCCUCUGAACUUUCUUCUGAGAGAAAAUCUGAGAUGAACAUGCUGCGUAGUGAGAUUGAGGAGUGUGAGAGGCAGAAACGAGAAGCUUGUCAAGCUAAGGAGGUCUUGGAGAGAGCAGUUACAGAGCUUCAGAUCAAGCAAAAACAAGAGCAGGAUGGGUACAAUCAAGAACUUGACGCUUUGAAAAAGGGAAAGGAUCUCAUGACCGCCAUAAACCAAUCCCUCCAGAAAAAGUGCCAGAGCCUCCAGGAAGAGAGCAAGGUACAACAGGAGGCUCUGUAUGACUUGCAGAAUGCAAGGAAAGAGCUACAACAGGAAAUGGAAACUUUGAAGAAGGAGAAUGAGCGUUUUUUUUCCUUGAACCAGUCCCUUCAGAGGGAGUGUGAUGCCUCCCAGAAAAUUGGAACAGAGUUGGAGAUGAAGCUUGAGGAGCGAAUUGAAUUAAUUCAUGCUCUUAAAGAGGCAUCCAAAGAAGGUGCUAAAGGGAACCAAGAGCUACAGGAACAGCUAAAGCUGAAGUCUGAGGUAGUCGAGCACUACAAGGCACAGGUGGAGAAGGCUAAAAUACACUACAGUGAUAAAAAGCAAAAGCUGGUGGAAGAGCAGGAUGCACGUCAGGCCCUGCAGGCCGCUUUAGAGGCCAGCAAGAGUGAGGUUAAUGCCCUGAAAGCUGAACUGAAACUGGCCUCUAUGGAGCUGGACAAUGUCAAGACGUCAGAGAAGGGUUUGAUGACCAAGGUUAAGAGCCUGGAGGCCCAGGUGAAUUAUGCAGACCGUCAAUUAAGGGAGCAGAAGAAACAGGCAGAUCAGAGUGCACAGGUGAGACACAGAGAAAGUGCCCCUCAGAUGAAUGUUCCAAAGGAGGUGCAAAAUGACAGUACAGACAGCCUGGAUCUUGACCUCAAUGAUUCACUGAAUACUACCAGUAAGCCGUCGGUUCCGGGUGAGUCCAGCACUCCACUGGUGCGCAGUUCUGAGCGCUUGGCAGCAAAGCUCCGGGCUCAAGAUAAAGGCUCUCUGGAAACCCUCUACUUCACCCCCAUGAACCCUCGUGGCAGGAAGCACCAUGACACCAAGCACCAGUGCAAACUGGAAAGCAGCAUCACAUCUCUGGGUGACCUUACACUUGACUCUGCAAAGAAGCCUGCCUCUUCAGUCAAAAGACGCUACACCACACAGGUCAUCAAUAUCACCAUGACGAAGAAGUCCCCUGGUGGUGGGGUGAGGGAAGCAGAUGAGUCCUUCUACAGCCUCCAUUCCACCCAGUCCCAGCCCAACUUGGCCUCCCAAAAAACCCGCCCUGUCUCCAUGGAGAUCUUGCAGCAGCCCAACACGGCAACCCCCAGUGACCAACUCCUCAGCCUUCCUGGAUACCGCCGAAGCAACGUACAUGGCAAUCCUCCCCCAAGGGCCACAAGCACAUUUUGUGUGGGAACGGAGAAUGAACCAGACCAUGUACCAGAUGACUGGAUGCGCAUUGCAGAGCUACAGUCACGUAACAAGGCCUGCCUACCACACCUCAAGAGCAGCUACCCUCUGGAGUCCCGGCCCAGCUUGGGGUAUUCCUGUCUCCCCAUCACCGAUGAGGACGUUCGCACUGGUGAUCCUGAUGACACUAUCCGUCGCGCCUCCAUGAUCCCGGGGCAGCUGAUGGAUUCUCUCUCCUCGCACCGGCUCUCCCUGGCUGCGCCCAUGGCCCCUCGAGAUCACGCUCCCUCCCAGCCCCAGCGCUACAGCAUGCUCCCGGGUCAGAUCAGUGCCAGCACAGCAGCCCAGCGUGCAGCACAGCUGGGCAGAGGCGGUGUUCAGACACGCGAAGCGCGCUCUGCACGCAGCCCACUGGCCCCCAAACGCCCUGCUGGGCAGCUGCAGGACUCUGAUACCCCUGAGGCUAAGAAGCUAGCAAGCUGCUUCCCUCGGCCUGCAACGCCCAAGGGUAGGAACCUUCGCUCCACGUCCAACAAUUCUGAGAACAUCCCAGCCUCUUCAUCUGAUCGCAGGCAGUCCAUGGCGUUUGUGAUUGAUAACACCCCUAAGAAAUCUGGUCGAGGUGACAGCAGGCUACAGAGGGGCAUCAACAAACUCCGCAGCAGUACCCGCAAGUCCCCCGCCUCCGGCAUCCGCCUAGCAAGAGCUGGCACCCGUGCCACAAACGGCAGGUCCCCCCUAGUGAGCCGCCCGCAGGCCAAAUCUCCCCGCGUCGCCAGCACGAAGUCACCAAAGAUCCCCACCAGCACAAAAAAGUUGAUGAAAUUCAGGAUGAAGAUGUGACUUGAUCUUCUGACAUAUAUUAAAUAAUGUGCAAUAUAAACAUCCAUGUUAAUGUUUGUACUUUUGGGGAUUAGGAAUAUUUAGUGUCCUCCCCACCUUCACUUAUUUUGAUGAUUUUAUAAAUAUUGUUUUUGGAAUUUGAUUUUAAAGUUUAAUUUGGUUGUAAACAAUUUUAUAAAUGUGUACAACAGUUUGUGUGCAUCUCUUGUGCCUCUGUAUUUUACUUUUGUUUAUCCUCCAGUGUUUUCAAACUCUGCCUCAAUUUUCUAUAUUCCCUUAUUUUACAGAUGAAUAUUUUAUCUUGUUCACUGAAAUUAAACUUUACAAAAAAGUCAUUUAAUGUUUAGCAUUCUUCAUUGUUUUUUGGGAUGCUUGAAUGAUUUAGUGAGUUUGUCAUGUUGCAACUCUUGCAGGUUGUGAAAAAUGUAAAAUGUCCUUUUAAAGAAAUUUCCCUUCAAUGAAGCCUGGAAAUACUUCCUAUUUUGGGAUUUUAUUCUCUGAACUGUGACCAAGUGCAAUAAA
Messenger RNA from Electrophorus electricus (electric eel), 7859 nucleotides. RefSeq names its product nuclear mitotic apparatus protein 1 (gene numa1). The record is from RefSeq and is a predicted model, not a curated record. NCBI's taxonomy places the organism in Eukaryota, Metazoa, Chordata, Actinopteri, Gymnotiformes, Gymnotidae.